GCCGCCGCCCGCCGCCGCCGCCGUCGUCGCGAUGCCUAUUUUAGUCAAAGCGGCUGCGGGCGUGGGGACCCGGCCGGGGCUGCGGAGCUUCCAGACCCGCGGACCCGCCGAGGAGCGCGCGUCCGACGCCCGUCGAGCCGCUGAGCCCGUGUCCCCCGCGUCCCGCGCCCCGAAGCUGCCGCUCCGAACUUUGGUCGGUGCAGCCCAGGUUCCUCGCCGAGGACCAGCCAGGAAUUUUCAAAAUGAAUUAUACAGAGUCCAGUUCAUUGACGGAAUCAACUGCCAUAGGUUUUACACCUGAGUUAGAAAGUAUCAUACCCGUGCCUUCCAAUGAGACCACUUGUGAAAACUGGAGAGAGAUACAUCAUCUGGUUUUUCAUGUAGCAAAUAUUUGUUUUGCAGUUGGGUUGGUUAUUCCAACUACUCUUCAUCUUCAUAUGAUAUUUCUGAGGGGAAUGUUAACUCUAGGAUGUACGCUUUAUAUCGUCUGGGCCAUUCUCUACCGAUGUGCCUUGGAUAUAAUGAUCUGGAACUCUGUGUUCUUGGGUGUCAACAUUUUGCAUCUGUCAUAUCUUUUAUACAAGAAGAGACCGGUAAAGAUUGAAAAGGAACUCAGUGGCAUCUACCGGCGAUUGUUUGAACCACUCCGUGUGCCUCCAGAUUUGUUCAGAAGAUUAACUGGACAGUUUUGCAUGAUCCAAACCUUGAAAAAGGGCCAGACUUAUGCUGCUGAAGAUAAAACCUCAGUUGAUGACCGUCUGAGUAUUCUCUUGAAGGGGAAAAUGAAGGUCUCCUAUCGAGGACAUUUUCUGCAUAACAUUUACCCCUGUGCCUUUAUAGAUUCUCCUGAAUUUAGAUCAACUCAGAUGCACAAAGGUGAAAAAUUCCAGGUCACCAUUAUUGCAGAUGAUAACUGCAGAUUUUUAUGCUGGUCAAGAGAAAGAUUAACAUACUUUCUGGAAUCAGAACCUUUCUUAUAUGAAAUCUUUAGGUAUCUUAUUGGAAAAGACAUUACAAAUAAGCUCUACUCAUUGAAUGAUCCCACCUUAAAUGAUAAAAAAGCCAAAAAGCUGGAACAUCAGCUCAGCCUCUGCACACAGAUCUCCAUGCUGGAAAUGAGGAACAGUAUAGCCAGCUCCAGUGACAGUGACGAUGGCUUGCACCAGUUUCUUCGGGGCACCUCCAGCAUGUCCUCUCUUCAUGUGUCAUCCCCACACCAGCGAGCCUCUGCCAAGAUGAAACCGAUAGAAGAAGGGGUAGAAGAUGACGAUGAGGUCUUUGAACCGGCUGCUUUUAACCGUACUACUGCAACAGUCUCUUCAGGUAGCUGAAUUAGGAGCUUGUUUUGGAGAAAUGAAGCAAAGGUGAAUGACAGCCUAGGCUUUGAAAUUAGAAAGCUCUCAGAUUGAACACUCUCUCGCUUGCUCACUCUCUUUCUCUCUCUCUCUCUCUCUUGCUCUCACUCUUGCCCUGUACCUGAGAGCACAGGUGUGAUGUGAUGUCAUAGUGUCGAUGCUACUUUCCUUUAACCAUUGGGAUAAAGUUGGGCAGCCUGUUUAGUUUACACAUGCAUAAGACUAUUUUACAAAAUCACUCUAUAGAGUCAUUAGAUGUAACACCUUUCCCUGAGUAGAAAGUAAUGGAUGUGUUUGGAGAUUAUUUUCUGUAGUGCUGGGAACAAACCUGUUUUAAAAGCACACUGCUAAAAGUAGGUGAUAUAAGCCAUUUACUGUUUUUAUUAAAAUGUGUGUGUGUAUCAGUGUCAUUGAUAGUGAAGAUUGUAAUCUCAAGGUUAGGAAUCUUAAAAGAGCCACUUAGCCUGAAUGGGAAACAUGAAACUGUUUUUAAAUACACACCUCUAAGGAAGACAAUGAGACUCCGAAAAAAGGAGAUAUAAGGCAUUGAGUAGCCCUCCCAUAUAGACUUCAUCGCAAAGAGGCAGAUAAGAAGACAGAGAAGUGUUUUAAGUGUAUGAUCUCCUAUGGAGUACUUUAAAUUUAUUUAUACAAAUGAAUACAUGUAUCUUUAUAUAAUGCAUAGAUACAUAGACAAAAACAUGUUUGCUGCCAAAGUUCCCAGUAAGAUACUUCCAGUCUUUUUUGGCCUUUACUUAGCCGAAUGAUCAAAGUUCAGAAAAUGGUCUGUAAAAAUCAUUCCAUAUACAACCCCAAAUCUACUCUGUUUAAAUGUAACAUCAACUAAGUUGUAUGAAUCUGGAGUGUAAUAUUAGAAUGUAUAUGUCAUUUAAAAUAUUUUGAAAGCCCUCAUAUUUAUAUUUAUUAAACUAACAGCAUAGACACUAUGUAAAUUUGCAAUGAUGCUUAUAUAUCUUAGAUUAGUAAUAAUGGGUGCUAUAUAAUUAUUUUUCAUUACCAUCCCUGGCUCUCUGGAACCUUCCCUGUUUCUCCCUAUCACUCAGUUUCAUUUUAAUCAUUGGACAUCUUUGCGUUUUGCUGCUAACAGUGUGUGUACAUCACCCUCUUUAUAUCUGGCUUUCCUGCUCGUCUGAAGCGCUCCUGAUCUUAUAACCUGGAACUGCAGAUUCCUCCCUGUCAACUCCCAUCAGGGCCCCAAAGACAGAGUCACUGGUUGCGGGAAAAAUAUUUGGGGAAAGAUGGUGUAACCUACCCACUGACCUGUCCCCAGUGUUUCCUGGAAAUGGCAUGGCAAUCCAGAGAAGGUUUCCUACUGUUGCGUGUGGUGGCUCCCAGCCAGGCACCCAGCAUGCAGGUCAGCCCCUCCCAGCAGGGCUUAGCAUUGUCCUCUUCGCAGAUGCCACAUUGCAGCCCCAAGGACUUGCCGUUUUGUGUUUUUUGAAAACUCAUGUUCUUGGUCAUUUAUAAAGCUACUUUAUAAAUAGCUUUGAUCCUGCUAUGCCUUGGUUUCCUCUCCCUUCUCUCUUUCCAAUCCUGGUUUCCCGACCUCCUCUUGUAGUAAUUCCCAACUCAAUUCAAAGUCCCAAGAAUUUGGAACGGUACGAUGCUAUACAGGGAGCUCAAAGCUGAGGCUUAAUCAUGGCUUCGGUUCUGCUCGUCAGGGGACACUUCCCUUACCGAUGGUAGCCAUGUUUUGAUUAUCACAGAACCCCCCGAAUACUCUGUCUAUAGUGACACACUGUAGGUGCCAUAAAUUUUAAGAAACCUGCUUUUAAGUACUAUUUAUAGGUUUUUCUGUUACACUUGCUACCUAGUUUGGAAAUACAUGAGGAUUUUAUGAAAGCUUUUUACAGACAUAUUAUUUAUAGGAAACUCAUUCUUUGUUUUUAGGUGCCAUUUAAAUUGAUAACACUUACUUUAUAAUAAAGAUGCUUUUUGUCUGGAUAGAGCCUUAUAGUUUAAAAUAUCUUCAUAUAUUACCAUUUGAUCAAAUAAAUUUCUUACUUAGA
This is a messenger RNA of Saimiri boliviensis boliviensis (Bolivian squirrel monkey), 3385 nucleotides long. NCBI's taxonomy places the organism in Eukaryota, Metazoa, Chordata, Mammalia, Primates, Cebidae. The record is from RefSeq and is a predicted model, not a curated record.